AUCAGUUGGUUGUAUUAUUCUUAAUACCCAGGGAUUUCUUUAAUUGCCGACUAUUUCCCAUCGAGCGCCAGCUCCUUUUUUGUUAUAUAUGUUGUGUACACACGUUGGGUACCCUGUGCGGAAGCGCGGUUACUCAGCUGGUCAGAGUGUUCUCCAGUGUAUGAACAGGCUCGUUGAUUAUAUGCUAAAUAAAGGUUCAUUAACACCUUCCUACAUACUCAACAACUGGCGACGAGCUGGUGAAGGACUCAACGACCAAAGGAUCGUAAGUAAACACUGCAAUUCCUGCAUUUACUCCUCGAUCAAAUCUUACGGAAUUCAAGAUGGCUGCCAGUCAUACGAUAGGCAACAUGCAGCCGUUUGACGAAGCCACAGAAACAUUCACUUGUUACGUUGAACGGUUAGAGCUAUUCUUUGAUGCUAACAACAUAAAUGAAGACAAAAAGACAGCCUCGCUACUUAGUUUAAUCGGUCCCAAAACCUACAAUCUGUUACGAGGUCUGACCUCACCCAGAAAACCCAAGGACAAAACAUACCAAGAGAUCAUAGAAAUACUUGAGGGUCAUUUAUCACCACCCCCGCUCGAAAUUGCAGAGCGUUACAAAUUCCACCAAAGGAAUCAAGCGCUUGGCGAAGAUAUCAACGCAUUUGUGGCCUCAUUGAAACAAAUGACUGAACAUUGUAAUUUUGGGGAAUUUCUUCCCCAGGCCCUCCGCGAUCGAUUUGUUUGUGGUUUAGCAAAUGAAUCUAUUUCUAAGAAAUUGCUGUGCGAGCGCGAUUUAACCCUAGAAAAAGCAGUCACCAUCGCCAAAGCAAUGGAACAGGCAGGGAAAGGUGCCAAUGCAUUCCACCAAGCACACACAAUCCCUGAGACUGGAGCCCAGACCCCCGAAUCUGCCCGACCACAUCAGUCCCGCGUUUUCAAAAUGGAGCAAACCCCACAGAAAUGUAUGAGCUGUGGCAAAAACACACACGCGCGCAGGGACUGUAAGUUCUACAAUGCCAUUUGCCGCAUAUGCAACAAGCGCGGACAUAUUUCUGAUAUCUGCAUGUCCAGUAUCAAUCGCAAAAAGAGCACCCCAAGCAAGACCAAACCCACCCACUGCGUAGAGCAGGAAAUCUCAGAGGGGGAGGAAGAUGAGAUCCAGUGCUUACACAUUUUCAAAUGUGAUACAACCAGUCCCCCUAUUCUAGUACAAGUCAACAUUGAAGGGUCCCCGGUUAGCAUGGAACUGGACACGGGUUCGUCAGUGUCAAUCAUCCCGCGCAAUGUUUACGAGAGUACAUGCAAACACCUAGAGCUCAAACCCGCUAAAGUAAAGCUUCGCACGUAUGGUAAUGAGAUAAUAGUCCCUAUGGGUGUGGUCAACGCGAACAUUAGUUAUAACGACAAAUGCUGUGAGGCAAAGAUGUAUGUCGUGGAUGGACCUAGAGUUGCACUCUUUGUUCGCUCUUGGCUGCGCCUAUUCAAACUUGAUUGGCCAUCAAUCAAGUUGGUUCAAGGCAAGAACACUGCACUGUCAGACCUCACAGAGAAGUAUCAAGAUGUUUUCAGCGACGAACUAGGCUGUCUCAAGGGAUAUGCUGCGCAGCUACACGUCCGUGAUGGGGCAACUCCAAUACACCAAAAGCACCGCACAGUUCCUUUUGCCAUCCGGCACCAGGUGGAAACAGAACUAGAGAACUUAGAAAAACAGGGGAUAAUCUCUCCUAUCCCCAAUAGCGAAUGGGCAACACCUGUUGUCCCGGUGGUGAAGAAAUCUGGUGGUAUACGCCUGUGCGGGGAUUUCAAGGUUACGUUAAACCCUGAGUUAGUGGCCGAUUCCUAUCCCCUUCCAACCCUAGAUGAUCUGCAAGAAAAAAUGAACGGUGGGUCUUUCUUUUCUAAGUUAGACCUUACCAAAGCAUACUCCCAGAUACCACUCGACGACUCUGCUAAACAGUUCACAACCCUGACCACUCACAAAGGAUUGUACGCCUACAACCGACUUCCAUUUGGCGUAGCGUCCUCAGCGGCGAUUUUCCAGCGACAGAUGGACAGAAUUUUCAAGGACCUUCCACAAGUACUGUGUUACCAAGACGACAUUCUGGUGACAGGAAGAGACAGCGAAGAACACCUUACAAACCUGGAAGAAGUUUUGCGACGCCUACACGCCAACGGUCUCACAGCACAACGAGAGAAGUGCGAAUUCAUGCAGCCAUCGCUAAAAUACCUCGGUCACGUCAUCGACAAAGACGGAAUCCACCCCACGAGUGACAAGGUAGAAGCCAUCAAGACGGCACCAUCACCUCAGGAUGUAACCCAGCUCCGUGCGUUCUUAGGCCUGGUAAACUACUACCAGAAGUUCCUACCCAACCUAUCACAGGUCUUACAACCUCUUCAUCAACUGCUGAAGAAGGACACCAAGUGGUACUGGAGUGCCGAAUGCCAGAAAGCGUUCACCAAUGUCAAAUCAAUGAUCACAGUUGACAACGUGCUGGUGCCCUAUAACCCAGAUCUCCCAAUCAUACUCGACUGUGAUGCGUCGGCAUACGGCCUGGGUGCUGUUCUGUCGCACCAAAUCCCCGAUGGGACAGAGCGUCCCAUCGCGUUUGCCUCGCGGACAAUGAACAGCAGCGAGAAGAACUACGCACAGAUCGACAAAGAAGCCCUCUCCAUAAUCUUUGGCGUUACCAGAUUCCAUAUCUAUCUCUACGGACGCAACUUCACCCUCAGAACGGACCACCAGCCGCUCAUGGCCAUACUGGGCCCCAAGAGAGGAAUCCCUCCCAUAGCAGCCAUGCGCAUGCAACGAUGGGCCACCAAGUUAUCGGCAUACUCGUAUGAUAUCCAAUACAGGUCAUCUAAUGACCACUCCAACGCAGAUGCUCUUUCUCGCCUCCCCCAACACAAGGCUCCCAAGGAUGGGUAUUUUGACCUCGCCGAUUUAUACCAAGUGGAACAGAUGGAUCGUCUUCCCGUCACAGCAGAUGACAUAAGAGAGCACACGGCAGCUGACCCCUUGCUCCACAAAGUACACGAUUAUGUGCUGAACGGAUUCCCUCGCACGACCCCGAGCAACAAUAUGAAACCGUUCCUGACGUGUGCACCCGAACUAUCUCUUCACGAGGGAUGUGUCAUGCGAGGCCAUCGCGUUGUCAUUCCGAGCGCACUGAGAGCACGCACUCUAGACGAGCUGCACGAGAGUCAUUUAGGAAUUGUCAAGAUGAAGGAGCUUGCCCGUGGCCACAUAUGGUGGCCAGGAAUAGAUAAAGACAUUGAGGACCUGGCAAAGAGUUGUGGACCGUGCAACACCACACGGAAUGCACCCCCAUCGCAGUACCACCCAUGGGCCUACCCACAAGCACCAUGGGAGAGGAUACACAUUGACUUUGCCGGACCCGUGGAUGGGAUACAUUUUCUAGUUGUUGUCGACGCUUACUCCAAAUGGCUGGAAAUAGUUCCCAUGCGCACGACUACAGCUCCGGCAACCAUCAAGGUUCUUCAUGAUCUUUUUGCUCGUUUCGGGCUACCCAUUCACGUAGUCAGUGACAAUGGCUCACAAUUCACUUCAGAAGCUUUCGACAAGUUCAUGAAGCAGAAUGGCAUUAAACACAGGGUCCUCCAUCGCAGAUCAUUGCAGACUUCCUCUUGAAACAGCGCAACACCUCUAAUGCAACUACCCAGCAAACACCGGCCAAACUUAUGUUGGGAAGAAACCUGCGCACACGUUUAGAUUUGUUGUCGCCAUACAGACCAGCAUCUCCUAAGACGGCACCUGCACUAUCACAACCGUCACGAUGCUUUACCAUUGGCCACAAGGUAUGGUAUCGAGACUUCAGCGUCUCUGGGGGGAAGUGGUCUCCAGGGUGCGUAACAACAAAGAUCGGGAAUGUGAUGUACGAAGUACAGCCAGACAAGUUCCCCCAACAACACGUUCGACGUCAUUCAGACCAGCUCUGCGAAAGAACUGCACCUCCUUAUCAAGAUAGCAUGUCUCACCGAGAUCACCAGCUACUUCCGAUGACCACGCCAGCAGCUGAGCCACUCAGCUGCACAGAGGAAGAUGGCGACGCUACAGAAACAUUAAAUCCCCCUCAAACAACAAGACAGCAAAAUCCACCGACGAUCAGUGAGGAAGUUCCCGAGGAUGCGGGAGAGCUGGACAUGCCUAGGAGAUCGUCACGCGCGAACAAGGGCAUAGCGCCAGACAGGCUGAACUUAUAAUCGGACACGUUACGUCGUUAGUUAGGCUACCCCCGACCCCACAGCUUCCUUAGAAGAGGGGGAAAUGUUAUAUAUGUUGUGUACACACGUUGGGUACCCUGUGCGGAAGCGCGGUUACUCAGCUGGUCAGAGUGUUCUCCAGUGUAUGAACAGGCUCGUUGAUUAUAUGCUAAAUAAAGGUUCAUUAACACCUUCCUACAUACUCAACAUUUUUUUAAAAGUCAACUGUAGUUUUAUUUGAACUAAAAAGA
This is a messenger RNA of Nematostella vectensis (starlet sea anemone), 4458 nucleotides long. RefSeq lists its product as uncharacterized. The record is from RefSeq and is a predicted model, not a curated record. Bases 324 to 3635 code for a protein of 1103 amino acids. Gene Ontology annotation, biological process: DNA integration. Gene Ontology annotation, molecular function: nucleic acid binding; zinc ion binding. The transcript has 2 exons. NCBI's taxonomy places the organism in Eukaryota, Metazoa, Cnidaria, Anthozoa, Actiniaria, Edwardsiidae.